AUGCGGGAUAAGGAGUACCGAAAUUUGUCGAGGGAACCUGCGGAGGAGCAGAUUCUGUGGCACCUGACAGUGUCAGGAAAGUUCCUUUUCAGGGAUGUGAGGAGGAUCCUGUGCUGGCAUGUGCAUAAGGAUCUUCGGUUCAAUCUGCGAGAGUGGCUGUCUCGGCAUCUAAGGGAAAAGAUCGCUUGCACUGUUAGGAAAGCUUUGUCUCUGGUCCUCCAGCAAGUGGUGGGAGAAAAACCAUCAUACUGGGACAUCGCAUAUGACGACGAUCUGCGGCUGACGUGGCUUACCGAGUUCGGGUACCGAGUUCACCCCACCGAUUGCUUUUAUGGGCCAGAGGUUUUCGGUGAUGGCAGUGUCUAUCAUAUAAAGUCCCAGCAGGACUUCGAGAGGCGUGAGCAUUCUCCUGAUCUGUAUUUUCCAAAGAGGCCAUCUCUUUUUCUCCCAGCAGCCCAUCCUUCUUUCCGUACAUGUCUGUCCGAAGAGGAACAAGAGGAGGUCCUGGUUCACCUUGGACCUCAGGGCGUCUGCGACGUGCUGGUCGCAUGCUUUGGGCGGGGGGACAAGGCGGGUCGGUUCCGAGAGGCUGCUGAGCGUGAGGACGAGUACCUCGGGCGGCUGAGGGCCGAAAGGCCGGAGCUAUUUGCGGAGCCUGAGCCGGUAGAGGAGCGUGAGCCGGAGUCUCCUAGUAGUUCUAACGGUCGGGAGCGUUCUACUGGAUGGGAUUAG
Molecule: messenger RNA, 732 nt
Organism: Klebsormidium nitens
Lineage: Eukaryota; Viridiplantae; Streptophyta; Klebsormidiophyceae; Klebsormidiales; Klebsormidiaceae
Source: the annotation of a GenBank genome assembly